AUGAUGAAUAUGCUACAACCCAGUUCGCAAGGUCGGGCAAAGGCGGCAUUAAAACAUAUUGGAAACAAGCCUAACGAGUAUCAUUACGAGGAGGGGAAAUUCAAUAGGUUCCUAUCCAAAAUAGCUGACGGAGCCAGCAAUACUUUUGGCGAAGCUCUCCAAUCGAUGUCCACAACAUACAAGCAAAUAGAGGACUUGAAGAAAGAGCGUGAAAGUGAACUGAAGAAUCGAAUCUUCAAUCAAAACCUGAAGGACAUAACCAGGGAGUUGGAAAACCUAGCGCCGGAGGCUGAAAAUAUAUUCUAUUUAGGCGAUAUGCGAGCCGCCGUAUGGCGCAAAGGCCAGAUCCUGAAAAUUCUUCUGGUUGACUCCUUUUAUGUGUUUAAUGAACAACUUUGCUUGCACGAAGGACGUUUUACCUGCGUAUGCACAUUUUUAAUCGCCCUCGUCUUCUCUGACGCUGAUGAGAAAGUCCCCUACUGGGACUAG
This is a messenger RNA of Dibothriocephalus latus, 489 nucleotides long. The record is from the annotation of a GenBank genome assembly. Lineage: Eukaryota; Metazoa; Platyhelminthes; Cestoda; Diphyllobothriidea; Diphyllobothriidae.